Rubroshorea leprosula is the source of this 2326-nucleotide messenger RNA. NCBI's taxonomy places the organism in Eukaryota, Viridiplantae, Streptophyta, Magnoliopsida, Malvales, Dipterocarpaceae. The record is from the annotation of a GenBank genome assembly.
AUGGGCCUUGAUAAGCCCAGAACCUCCCAAGGCCCAAGCCCAGCUCACUAGAUUUGUGUCAACGUGUCAUUGUGGUGCACAGGACACGAUGGUUCAAUUUCAAUCCACUCGAGCCCUUUCUAUCCACAAAAAAAACCAGAAAUAACUGUCACUAAAAUACCAAAUAUAAAAUUAAAUAUUUUUUAUUUUAAACAAAGAAAGAAAAAUCAGACACCGGAACACGGUAUGUGGUGGAAUGAAUUUGAAGUUGAUUCUUGUAAGUUACAGUGUCCCGUGCCCUGUAUAUUCCCUUCCCUCCACUGCAAAACUACCGACCCACCUCUGUACAGGCAUGGCCACUGUUGCAUCUGGAGGAGCUAACAUUGGCCUUAUCAAUCUCCCAAACACCUACAAACUAAAACACCCAUCUCCAUUUCUUGGCAAAAGAUUGAAACUUCAUCCCUAUUCAAAAACUUCCCCUACAAAUUGCAAACCACUCACUGUUUUCUCCUUGAAAGCUGAACUGAUCGAUGCGGCUCGCGAUCUUUUUGUGGGAGUUGGAGUAGGUUUACCAUGCACGGUCAUGGAGUGUGGCGAUGUCAUAUACAGAAGCACUUUGCCCAAGGCUAGUGGGUUGACAGUUACAAUUCCAGGAGCGAUUUUAGCUCUAGGUGCGCUGUCUUACCUCUGGGCCACGCCUGGGGUGGCACCCGGGUUCUUUGACAUGUUUGUGCUUGCUUUUGUUGAGAGGCUGUUUAGACCUACCUAUAAGAAGGAUGAUUUGGUUUUGGGAAAGAAAUUGGGCGAGGGGUCAUUUGGUUCGGUUUAUAGAGCUUCUUUGGCUAAGAAGCCUUCUUCAAAGGAUGGGGGAGACUUAGUCUUGAAAAGGGCGUCUGAAUAUGGUGCAGUGGAAAUUUGGAUGAAUGAGCGGGUGCGGAGAGCUUGUGCAAACAGCUGUGCUGAUUUUCUGUAUGGCUUUCUUGAGACUUCUUCUACAAAAGGAAGUGAAUACUGGCUUCUAUGGCGUUUUGAGGGAAAGGCCACACUAGCAGAUCUGAUGCAGAGCAAAGACUUCCCCUAUAAUGUAGAAACGAUGAUCUUGGGGAAGGUACAGGACUUGCCUAAAGGUUUGGAAAGGGAAAAUAGAAUCAUUCAGACUAUCAUGCGACAGCUUUUAUUUGCCUUGGAUGGUCUUCAUUCAACAGGGAUUGUGCACAGGGAUAUUAAGCCACAGAAUGUUAUUUUCUCUGAAGGGUCUCGAAUAUUUAAGAUAAUUGAUCUUGGAGCUGCUGCAGACUUGAGAGUUGGCAUUAACUAUAUUCCAAAGGAAUUCCUUCUGGAUCCAAGGUAUGCUGCACCAGAGCAAUACAUAAUGAGUACACAAACUCCAUCUGCACCUUCAGCUCCAGUGGCAACUGCACUUUCCCCUGUUCUUUGGCAGUUGAAUCUGCCAGAUAGAUUUGAUAUCUACAGUGCAGGUCUCAUAUUCCUACAAAUGGCAUUUCCAUCCUUGCGGACAGACAGCAGCUUGAUUCAAUUCAACCGACAGUUGAAGAGGUGUGAUUACGACCUAGCUGCAUGGAGGAAAAGCACAGAGCCUCGUGCCAGUCCUGACCUCAGGAGGGGCUUUGAGUUGUUAGAUUUAGAUGAUGGGGUAGGAUGGGAACUUCUGACAUCAAUGGUUAGAUACAAAGCACGGCAAAGAAUCAGUGCAAAAGCAGCGUUGGCUCAUCCAUACUUUGAUAGGGAAGGACUAUUAGCUUUGUCUUUCAUGCAAAAACUACGACUACAACUUAUUCGUGCCACUCAGCAGGACUAUAGUGAAGCUGCCAAGUGGGUAAUUCAGUUAAUGGCAAAAUCCGGAACAGAGAAAGAUGGUGGCUUCACAGAAGCUCAGCUUCAGGAGCUUAGCGAAAUGGGCCCUAAGAAGAAGGCAAGUCCACAAAGAAAUGCCCUUGCUUCAGCUCUUAAGCUUCAAAGAAGAAUUGUUAGAACAUUGAACGAGAGCAUGGACGAGCUCAACAGACGUAGGAAAAGCUUAUGGUGGAGCAGGUGGAUCCCCCGAGAAGAGUAAGGUAGUAUAUACAUAACUUCUUUAAUUUCUUCUUGUUUUAGUUCAAAUGUUUUGUAUCUAUGGGAAGUCUCCAUGCUGUUGCAGUAGAUUAAUAAUUUUAUUAAAGAUUAAGGAAUUUUGCUGGAAUCCACAGAAACAUAGUUGGAAUCUCAGGGAUGCACGUGUGGGAGUUACUUUAUGAGUAAUAAACUUGUAUGGUACAGAACUGAAACCGCCAUGAAGCACACAAAAGUCCUUUUAGCAUUUUCAGAAGACAUCAAAUUGAACAAUGUG